AUGUCGGUAGUAGUGGAGGUGGAAGAGAAGCCAAAGUUUGACGCAGGCAGAGUAGCUAUGCUUGUUAAGGAGCUCAGGAAGAGCUUUAAUGCCGGCAGGACGAGGAGCUUUGAAUGGAGAGUGUCGCAGUUGAAGAGCAUCGAGAAGAUGCUUGAAGAAAAGAGAAGGAGAUUACUGAAGCUCUUUUUAAGGACCUCUCAAAAGCCUGGAUUAGAAGCUUUUUGCGUGAUUUCACAAGUCAAAUCCUCGUGUAAGCUGGCACUCAAAAGAAUUGAGUCGUUGGAUGAUUCCAGAAAAGCUGGCAAUGCUGUGGUCCUAAAACCGUCAGAAAUUGCUCCUGCUACAUCGUUGCUGGUCUCAAAUUUUGCAGAGGAAUAUCUAGACAAUUCUGCCAUAAAAGCUGUUGAAGGGGCCAUCGAUGAAACAACUGCACUACUUGAUCAGAAGUGGGAUGGGAUUCUGUACACAGGUAGUGCAAGAGUAGGUCGCAUUGUGAUGGCUACUGCUGCAGUACACCUUACACCAAUAACUCUGGAACUUGGAGGGAAGUGCCCAGCUGUUGUUGAUUCAAACGCUAACUUACAAAAAGAUACUCCAACCAUCUUGUUGGAUGUUCCAGAGGACUCACUGAUAAUGCAGGAGAAGAAAUUUGGGCCUUUAGUACCCAUUCUCAUUGUGAGCACUAUAGUUAUAUUAAGUACAGAGCGGUGCUACUUUGCCGCUCAGAGUGCACUUCUCAUUGUUACCGUUGAGAACCUGGAAGACAACUUUGAAGUGAUAAACUCAAAACCAAAGCCCCUUGCUGCAUAUCUCUUCACUAAUGAUGAGCAGCUGAAGAAGGCUUUUGUGCAAAAUAUAUCUCUUGGAGGAAUGCUCAUCAAUGAUACCAUCAUACAUGUUGUAGUAGAGGGUUUACCUUUUGGUGGAGUUGGGGAGAGUGGAAUGGGCUCAUACCAUGGGAAGUUUUCUUUUGAUGCUUUUAGCCAUAAGAAGGCAGUUCUAUAUAGAAGCUUUGAUGGAGAUGCCUCUGUAAGGUACCCUCCAUACACGCCUGAAAAGCAAAAACUAUUGAAGGCCCUAAUCAGUGGCAACAUAAUUGCCAUCAUACUUGCUUUGAUUGGAUGGUCGAAAGAUUGA
Messenger RNA from Juglans regia (Persian walnut), 1137 nucleotides. RefSeq names its product aldehyde dehydrogenase family 3 member I1, chloroplastic-like. Bases 1 to 1137 code for a protein of 378 amino acids. Gene Ontology annotation, biological process: aldehyde metabolic process. The record is from RefSeq and is a predicted model, not a curated record. Gene Ontology annotation, cellular component: cytoplasm. The transcript is spliced from 7 exons. Gene Ontology annotation, molecular function: aldehyde dehydrogenase (NAD+) activity. Lineage: Eukaryota; Viridiplantae; Streptophyta; Magnoliopsida; Fagales; Juglandaceae.